Schistosoma margrebowiei is the source of this 1546-nucleotide messenger RNA. Lineage: Eukaryota; Metazoa; Platyhelminthes; Trematoda; Strigeidida; Schistosomatidae. The record is from the annotation of a GenBank genome assembly.
CGCGUCUGCAUGACCCAAAAACAAGGUUUCGGGAAGAAAUGGUUCAAUCAAAGCUUUACAAAAGGUGUAUCCGACUACUGACUUGGAUUAUAAUCUACUGUACGGCAGUUUUUUCAUACCACCAAAAAGCAUAAGAAGCACUCUAUCUGCGCUAGGUUCAGUCAGUGAGUUAUAUUAAUUAUAAGAAACAUUGAACAUGACUGUACAGUGAUUACUCUCCUCGAUUUAUUGUUUUAUAAUGAGUUCAUAUUUUCUAGUUACGUGUGGUUUCCACCUGGGUAGAUUAAUUUCUUGAUGUUUACCCAUCAUAUGUAAGAGGUCAUUGGUUACAUAUUUCAGUUAAAUGUAUACUUUUCCUGAUAAAUUCUAGUAGCAAACAAGUCUCAUUGCAAAAAAUGCUCCCCUAGGAUUUCACCUACCAUUUUUGUGUCAAUCAUGAAUGUAUUGCGCUUGGUGAAAGCCUAUCAUGAUCGGUAUUAAAGUGGAAAUGAAUUAGUAAACUACAGCUUGUCAAUUUCCCAAUCGUAUAUAACCAAGAUUUUACGUGUGGGUACUAAUAUAACCUUGAGCUCUGUACUGUCUACUUGGUAAAAAGUCUUUUGAGCUUUAAAAAUACUAAAUUGGUUCUGUUUUACAAUUGGCCAAAACAAAUUCACCAUCACAUACGAUGGUUUUAUGAGAACUGAUAUUUAUAACUUUUCUUUACUGUUAUUAAUGGUUUCAGAUAUAUCUGACCUUUUAUAAUCUUGGAUUAGGUUUCAAGAGAUCUGAAACUACUAUUCUGAUUCCAUUUUCUGCUACUUUUAAGAGCUUGAUCGUUAUAAUAGCAAUUAAGAAUCUAAAUCGCAGUUACAGUUUCAAUUAUAUGGUGGAGCAAACAUGGCGCUGUUGCGAAGACUGUUGCGUGUGCUGAGAUGUUCAAAAGCAAUGUACUCAAUACAAUCUCACAGGCGUCACAAUUAGAUGGUGCCAGCCCACCAAAAAUGUACCAAUGUAGUCGCUUGCAUAUUCAAUCAUGUAAUUGCUCAGUUCCUGAUACAAAAAUAAGUUGCACCCUGGAAGAACCGGGGAUUGCUAUCCUAUUUUCUAAAUCUCAAUUCCCAGGAGAAGAUUGUCAACUGCCUGUUGAUUUCGGGGGUAACAGUUUUUCAGACUUUAUAAACAAAGGGGAUACAUCUAAAUCAAAUUUAGAUCAUCCACCUAGUCGUCGUCGCUUAUCCCGAACUAUUCGGAAAAAACGUGAUACUGUUCGUGAUUCCAAUAAAAACGAGGCCAAGUUUGUUAAUAAUGCUUCUUCAGAGAUGGGUGAUUUCCAUAAUGUCCCUUUUCAAACACCCCGUCUGGCUGCGGCUAUUUCAAAUGUAAAUAAAGUAUUAAAGCACAAAAAAUUAAACAGGAAACGAAAAAAGUCGUCAAAUUCGUAAAGAAAUACUUUGUGGUGUAUUUUUAUUUACCUAGUUCCGAUUAUGAUGUCCAUUACCCUUUCGCACUUAUUUUUACAAUGAAACAAAGACUAUAAAAUUGAAAUACACUUUAUAUUAUAUCA